AUGGACGAACCGUUCGUUUUUCAGUCUCCCGCCUUUUUGCAGCAAGCGCAAGCUGCUCAGUUAAAAGAUGAAGAACUAGUGAGUUUUUUCGAUAACUCUAUCAAUAAGACUGAGAUUAAUGAUGCUGUCAUUUGAACAAACUUCUGUUUUUUUGUGAAGUUACGGUUAAAAAGUUUCGACAAACCGAACGUUAAUUCUUAAGAUUAGUUUUCACAGUUUUUAUUCUGUCAGAUCUUUUUUUUACAGGUCAGUUGGCUCGAAAAGAAGUUCGGCGACACAACUUAUUGGGAGGCAAAUUCUAAUUCUUCAAUAAUUUCCAGAGAAAUGUUGGAUGAACUGCAAAAUUGCUUCCAAGUUCGUUUAUCUUAAUUGUCCCAUCGAUUUCAAUAUUUUUUCAGCGUUUGGCCACAACUACAAAAUUGAAGAUUGUUCUAGCAGUCUUUUACAUUGCUCCUAAAAACUUGAUUGCGGUAAUUUUAAUGAAGAAAAAAUAACAAAUAAAAAACGUUCAGUGGAAAGAAACAAUCAAAAGUUUCCUUGAACUGGCUGGUCGCGACGCCGAUGAUUGGGUCGAAACCAUCUCAAAAAUUUAUCUGUAGGACCCAGUCUUCACACUAAAUUUGACGUUAUUUUCAGAAGUUUACCCUUCGUUGGUGUUCCGUUGGCUGAAGAUGAUCAGUCCGAAGAGUUUCAAAAGGCUUUGGGAGAAAUAUUAGAGAAAAGUUUAAGUUUUUCUUAUCAAUUUUCUAAUCUUUACUUCUAGUCCCACCUCAAAUCUCUGAACUUGGUUUGGAAAUUUUACCGAAAUCGUACAGAUCUACUAGCCAGAUCGUGAUUCAAGUAAGGUUUCGUUAACUUCUUUUUCUAUCACUGUUUUAAGGGAGCUUUUGGAACCCAAAGUGAGCCCGAGAAACAUUUCACGAUCAAGAAGAAGCCGAAGUCUUAUACUUUCCAAUUGGAAGUGGAGAAACGUGAGUUUCCUCCAGAUAGUUUUUCUAAAAUUUUCUUUAUAGUAGCUGAAGCUCAACAGGCUCUCAAACUCAAACACGGCGGAAAUAUUGUUUCUACCACUGUUCCUAUCAAAAUGAGGUCGACUGCGAGGAAAGCGGAUAACAACUGUUUGUGGUUUUUUCUGUUCCAAACAAAAAAGAAACUUUCAGUGCCUAUGGUUGGGAUUCCUACUCAGAACUCGUUGAAACUGAACUCAGGUUUCACUAAUGAACCCAAAAAAAGUUCCAAAGACAGCUUUCGAAAAAGAAAGGAGGAGCCAUGCUCAUUGGUAUUUCAUUUGAAACUGAAAACGAUAAAUUUGAAAUUAUUAUAGAUAUUUGUGAUCUCCCAAUGA
Messenger RNA from Caenorhabditis auriculariae, 1345 nucleotides. NCBI's taxonomy places the organism in Eukaryota, Metazoa, Nematoda, Chromadorea, Rhabditida, Rhabditidae. The record is from the annotation of a GenBank genome assembly.